Molecule: messenger RNA, 348 nt
Organism: Lasiodiplodia theobromae
Lineage: Eukaryota; Fungi; Ascomycota; Dothideomycetes; Botryosphaeriales; Botryosphaeriaceae
Exons: 3
Coding region: 1-348 (115 amino acids)
Source: RefSeq, a predicted model, not a curated record
AUGGAUGCACAGCGCACCACCGAGCUCGAGCCCGCCUCAGGCGAGAACACCUCAUUUUCAACUCAGCAGGAGCGCCACCACCGCCGCCGCGGGCCUCCCGCCCGCCGACCCACUAACCCCCCUGCACCCCGCGUGGCUCCGCCGAUCCCUCCUGGGGGCUCGCACCCGUCGCCCGCGCAGCAGCAGGCCAACAACUUCGACCGUCUGCCCCUUGGCAGCACGCUGAAGUCUCGCAGGGGGAGGAAAGUAGUAUGGAGGAAGAUCAAGGGGGCCGCUAGGAAAUGGUGGAGUAAGCGGCACAAGAUCACGAGCAUGCGUGAGGAGGGAGAUGAAGGCGGCCCUUCAUGA